AGAGGUAGAGGGUUGAGGCCGGGAGUCAAACUAGCAGCUGCUUUGACAGAGACUGUAGCCUCGGUGCAUUUGGGGACAACUGAAAUCACUACCUACCAAAAGCCCCAUCCAUUUAACUGUUCUAGAGCACAUCAGAUCACUGCAGGCUCCCAUUUACCUAAUAGGUUGUGCUGGUGCCCAUGUGUUGUUGGGGUGGGGUGGGGUGGUGGUUCAUUGAUUUUGGAGUCUGGUACGCCCCUGUUAGAGACCCCUUAGUUUCCCUUUAAUGAGUCUGCUCAUUUACAAAAGCCUGACUGCGCCUUUCCCCCCUAAUUUGCUCACGACUGGGGCUUCGCUCGGCUCAGCCUUCACGCAGUCACAGAUAGUUGUCGGUCUGGACUGAGGGGGAAGGCUAUCUCGGAAAUAAUCUGCCCACGCGAUAAGCUGCUUUAUCUCAGCCAAGCCUCGGCCGGACAGGGACGGCUGCUGCUCGGUGGUGUCCACUCACUAGGAAGUCCGAAUUAGAGAAAGAAAAAGUGACACAGACUGUGGAGACAAGUUUGAGAAUCUGGGGAGCGCGUGCUCGGUGUGCCGCAUACAUGGAGACCUGAUUGGAGCCCAGACAGACAGACACACACACAGACAGAGCUGAAGCUGAACCUGUUGCUGCGUGUUGAGUGUUGCGGGCAGGAGGCAGAAAACAAGCGCACACUGGGAUUUUAACCACAGCGAGAAACUGGCACGGGCGGGUUUCGGGCAUGGACAACGCUGGAUAUUGGAUAUUCCUGAUAACAAUUUGUGUAUUUCCCGGUAGGUUGCCUUGUUUUACUUUGCAUCCGGUCUUUUAUAGAGAUAUGAUGAUAAAUUUUGUCUAUUUCAAAGGAGGAGGCGAAUAGUGAGAUUAGAGAUGUGCCAAAACACAGUCAUAUCAAGUGUAUGUGGUCUAAUGAGUUGGAGACUACAGGACACUGGCUAGUAAGGAAAAAGGCACCACACAUAUAUAUGUUUAAAUAUAUAUAUGUUUAUAUAUAUUUUAUUAUUUUCCAGGGUCUCAUCAUAUUUUUUUCCUUUUAUAAUAACAAUACUACUACUACUACUACUACUACUACUACUACUAAUAAUAAUAAUAAUAAAGUCAAUCUUAGUGUAUGUUUACCUGCAGAUUAAAAAAACAUUUAUCACUUAAAUUCAACUCUUCACAUCUCAGGCGUAUCAAACUUCUACUGUUACAUCCAAUCCUUCGAGAUCUUAUAUGUAUUAUGUAAUGACAAAAGCUAUUGUGGCAGCAUAUGGACAUGUUGAGCCGCACAGACAUCUGCUGUGAUUGCUUUUUUCACUCAGCAAGUGCUAAACCCCCCUUUACCAGUCAAGCAGUACUUAAUUUUCUGGUGCGCAUGCAUGUGUGUAUGUGUAAAAACUAAGUGUGAGGUUGCACCAUGUGUGUAGGAUUGUCAUGUUGAAGGACAGAGCUGUGGAUUAAAGAGCAGGAAGGGUGUAACAUCAUGAUUGUUGCCAAGAUCCAGCCUGGUUUGCUGACUGUUGCUGCUACAGGGUUUCAGUCUCACUUCAGCACCUCCACAGAUAUCUGUCAGGUGGGCUCUGCAGGUUCAUCUGUCUGUGAUGCUUUGUAAGCUUGCAGAAAGUUGCAGAAAAGACAGACUGAAGCUGACAGACAUCCUCAUACUUUUUUUGAUAAUCCAGAGUCUAAAGCUGGAGCACACAGACGCUACCCCACAGAAAUAAUCCCGCACAAACACACAGCCCUUAUGUCCUCUCCUUUUUUUUUAAAUUGUCUCUUUGUGAGCAUCUCCCUCUCCAGAGUCGACCCAUUUGGUACCAAAAAUUUUUUUCGCCUCCAUUGUCUCUCAGUUGGAGGGUCUUCCUCUACAGACAUUUCCCCUCCAUCUCCUCUCUUGGGUUUUGAUUUUCCUCUCAUGUCACAAAACAUAGAUGCAGCAGCAGCAGUAGUCGCAGCAGUCAUCAUAAUCCUGUGAGCUGCCCGCUGAUCACCAGCCAAGUGCACACUCCAUGCCUCAGCAGCGCCUCAGAGAUUACACACCCACACAAACACGCACUUAACUACACGCAUGUGGACACAGAUUCAAGAAACUCAUUAAAAACAAUAACAGAUUAAAAACAAAGAGGGAAUUAGUAUCAUCUCCAUUUCAAUCAAGUCAAAUUGAAAAGGACAAAAGAAUUAAUUUGGUAAAAGUGGAGGUCUCAGGUCAGUUUGUAAAGUUGGUUUUGGACCAACAAAGAAUGGGGAUGUGGAUACAACAGUGUACAGUAGUGACAUUAGAUUAUGUCAUAAAGCGGUUAAACCUCUCCCAGACCACCCAAUGUUACACAUUCUCAAAGGUUUGGUUUAAGCACCAUGCAUUGGAGUGUGUAAACACGGUAUUUGAGGAUUUGUGUGUCUGUAUCUGUGUGUGUGUGAGGCAGUUGCUCUUCACUGUGCCUUAGGAUAGGAGUCCCUACAUUGUAAGUCACAAGGCAAAAGACUCAAACACAGUGAGUAAUCCCCGAUCAAUCACAGAUUUGAUGGUCUAAAGAUUAAACAGUUAAUCUGUGCUCUCCUCUUUCUCUCUCUGGGUUUUUCAUUUUCUCGUCUGUCAAAGGUCUGAGGCCCUGUGAGCAAAGCUGGAGGUAGACGUAGUCUGGAUGACUUGAAAUGUAGUUUGUUGUAAAAUGCCUUUUACUAACAUGUAUUACAGAAUAUCAUGAGAAAAAUGAUGUUUCGUGUAUAUAGACAUAUGUCUCAAAAUACCUGAAACAUGUCGCCUAUGUUAGACUGGGGUCUUUAAUAUUCUAUCUGCUUUAAUUACCGACUUCAUGUCAAAUUUAACCAAACACUGGAGAUUUUGUAGUUUUUAGUGGAGGCUUUAUUGUAAGCUCCAGGAUUGUGUUGCAGCUGAUGCAGUCUGCAGCUUCAGCUCCUCACAUAACACAAAGUAAUGGUCCAACAAAGCAUAAGGAUAAUGCUUUUAAUGAUUGUUUCUCAGAUUCUGGGUUUUAUCACAAGAUAUUUCUGAUUGUGUUUUUUUCCGAGUACGAUCGUAAAAGUGUCACUGACUGAUACUUUUUGAUUGAUAGUUUGUGACAGUGUAAUUUGCCAAGUUUUUUUAAACAAUAAAUUUAUUAAACUUUUACAAAUACAAGUAUACAAAAAAGAACAUCAAAAACAUGGACAGUUGGACAAUGAAAUGCAUAGCCCAACAUCCAAGAAAGUCCAAAAGGGGUCUUCAAAUCUUCUCAAAUUCGUACUUAGCCAAGUUAGCAUAUUACUGAAGUCAGUUACAUUAAGAGUCUGUCAUAAAAAUGUCCUUUGCAAAAGUUCUUGUGUGAGCUGGCAAAAGUGUUCAUCAGAUCCCAAACUCUCUGUCACCUCAGUUGAAAACGUCGUUCUCAGGAUAUCUUGUGCCCACGAUUGUGCAGCUAAACUGAGGGUCUCUCACAACUUAGGUCUAACUUUUUUUUAUUUUUUUUUACUAUUUUUUUAUAGUACAUUCAAUUUGUAUCUAGAAUGACAUCUUAUCUCAAUAGCAGGAAGAAGCAAGCUUUGUGAAUGGAUUCAGAGAGUCUAAGGCAAAGCCUGCCCCUGUCCCGCUGUUGAACUCAGACACACAUGUGAAAAGGUUAAAAAUGGCCUGUCACAUAUAGAGAACAAGAUGCAGGAUAUCCUCUCAGGACAAAAACAAAAAAACCAUCACCACGCUGCGAUGCACCUGCUGUUUUUGCAUGUUGCUUUCAGGAGAGGAACAAUAUUGCCAUUGUUUGUUGCAUUCCCAUGGCUGUAUCUCUCCUGUGUGCUGCUGCAUAUGGAUUAUUGUCAUGAGGACUGCUGAGGUCAUUUCCCAUCGCUCAAACAAUAGAAGAAUGUGAAUGGUCAUGGCAGAAAGAGGAAGGUGGGAGUGAUGGGAGGCCAACGAGAUAGGGCUGUGUGUUCACAUGUGCGUGCGUGUGUUUAUGUUUGUGUCAGAGAGGUAGACUCCCUGUCUGUUCUGCCCUCUCCUAAAGCCCCUAAUAAGCUCAGCAACUGAGGUCAGUACGUAGACUGGGGGGUAUACUAGUGUGUGUGUGUGUGGGUGGGUGGGUGGGUGGGUUGGUAGGUAGGGAAACGUUUAAACACAAGUGAUAGGGUAUUUGAACUCCCUGGUAGGCAAGCUGAUUUUUAUUGAGGUCUUUAUUAGACAGGACAGCCAAAGAGAGACAGAAUGGGGAAAGACAUGCAGCAAGAUUGUACUGAGAAGUCGAACCUACAACCACUACAAUGAGGACUAUUGCCUUUGUGUAUUGGGUGCGUGCUUGACCAAAAAAACCCUACAAACCCACUUUUGUUUUUACGACUUGGAUGCAUUUGCUGAAUUUGAGUUUUUGGUAUUUACAGAGAUGACUUCUCCAUCUGAAAACAUCCGUCUAGUGAAUCAGCGGAAGAACAUUUUUGGACGUACAUUUGGUUCCUGUCUUAUUAAAAGUUGGAUAAGAAUAUUAAUUGUCCUUUUUAAACCGUUAUAGACAGCAGACAUUUAGCUUGGCCGAGCUAAGCACAAAGACAGGAAACAGGGAAACAGCUGGCCCAGCUCAGUUAAAGGGUGACAAAAUCUGCACACCAGCCAUUUAAGGCUUAGUAGACAGAGGUCUCUUCUGGUUCAAUGUGAGUUAAAGAAAACCAAUAUGUUAGAUAACACAUUCACAAAAGGGGGGUAAGUGCAGCACAGUUUGAAAAACCCUCGACACUAUCGGCCGUAUAAAACAUGGGCUUCGGCUAAUAUCACCCUGUGGUUUUUGAAGAGAUGUGUUGAAGAUGGUUUGAGUCAGGCAGAGAGGUGAAAUGUAGCCUGUAAGCAAUCAACAACAACACAUCCACCAGCACUCCUAGCCUUUGUAUUAUCUUAACAAAUGCAUUAUCAGCAUUGAUAUAGUAAAUAAAACAACAUAUUCUUCCUCUUUUUACAUUUUAAUUUAGCAAUUUAACAGCGCUGUUAAAGAGGAUUCCUUGGUCAUGAAGAGUCUGAAGUACACUUGGGAAUAUUGCACCAUCUUUAGUUUUUAAGCACCUACAGCUUUUUCUCUCUUAACACAAAUGGCAUGUAAAAACUUUCAUUUAGAGGACAAUUUGAGAAAUAACACCCCAACUAUUAAGAUUCAGGUACUGUAAUCAGAGUAUAUGUAUGGGAUGCUGACCUCCUUUGCUUAAUUGUGGGCUGUUUGUUCCCCCCGAGCCCUGACCAGUCUCGUCCAUGUUGCUGUUUAAUGCACACCCAUGAUUGGCUCCAAUAAGACGAAAAAACAGCAGCUUUGGUUGAUGUUGGUUGAUGUUAUAUCAUGACAAACAACGAUGUUGCAUCAUGUACUUCUUUGUGAAUGGUAUGCUGUAAGACUUCACUGUGGAGUUUUUAAAGUGCCUCAUUAACUCCCUAAGUGAGCUAUUAGCAGCUGAUUGUUGAUACAGAGUUGAGUCGUGCUCUGGACUUGUUGGUACAAGAUGUGGUUGAAAAUGAGGAAAACUCGAAAACUCCAAAUUCAGGCAACUGGACUGUGUAGAGUUUGAGAAGACAUUUCAAGAAGCUUCUUCAGUUCUGAACUGGAGAAGCUUCUUGGAUAACAUCUUCUCAAACUCUACACAGUCCAGUUGCCUGAUUUUGGAGUCUUCGAGAUACCAUGACCUGGAUGAAUGAGAAUCUACAUGGAGAAAUUGAGGAAAAGAACAAACUUAGUCAAAUACUGGUAUGGUGCUCCAUCCAAUACUCCCCCUUUCUCACUAAUGUGCUCUAACAGGCUUGAAUACAGUUGUUUCAGUUUAAUAAGGCCAGGCUGGGGCGACGGCUCAGGUGGCAGGUGCCUCAUUUAAAGAGGCCAUAAUCUUUAAUGCUUUAAUGAAGGUUUGACUGCUGGCCUUGACUUCCUGAUAAAUGUCCACCCCACUCUCUUCUUUCCACAUCUGUCAUUCCUCCACUUAUUUUAUCUAAUAUCAGUAUAAAAUUCCCCUCCAAACAAACAUAAGGCCAUCUAAUCUGUAUUGAGCUAAGUGCUAGCAGUAGCAUCUUUUCUUGUCACAAAGAUACAUUAAUGUUUAUUUGAUAUUAUAUACAUGUUUGUGAUUAAACACAAUAAGUUGUUUGGGUAAAUGAAUGAUGCACUACCAUAACGAGUUAGGAUGUGUCUGGAUAUUUUAAAAAAAAUCUACGCCCACAUGUUGGAUUCAAUAAAGAGUUUCAUCAGUUUGUGUUUUAGUUGAAUUGUUAAUCCUCAAAAUAUCAAUAUGGUCCCUUUAUAGGUUUGCAGACUCAAACAUGCACGAGUACAUUUGUCAUGACAGAACCCGCUGUAUUUCAGAGAAAACAUUUUGUAACAGAGGGACCAAAAAUUAUCUAAUGCAGAUGCACUUUAAUAUCGUAAAUGGUGUAAUCUACUCUCACUGCUUACCUUCUUACCUCCCCGUGACCCAUAGCUGUUUAUAUAAGAGGGUAUGAAAGGCACAGUGAACUGCUCACACAUGAAACUAUUACACUUAUUGAUCUCACAAAUCUGCUGCGACUCAAGUUAUACGCGAUAACUCGUAAUGACGUAAGUUGUAUUUUUGGAUGGCUGAUGUCAGCGGGGCAGAGAUGUGCUCUGUAGGCAAAGUUUUGUGCGUAUGUUUGGAUGAAAAAUAAUUUAUCAUGUACAGAUGCUCUUUAGCAUAUUAAAUUCUGUCUCAGGAUUCAUUUAAGAGGUUUUUAUUAAAUUUAUGCUUUAAUAAUUAUCUAAUGGAGGCUUUGUUUUCCUGUUCUCAUCAUUUAGAGGAUGGUACAUCUCUCUAUAAUGAUUUUUCUGAUGUGCCAAUUUUCUAAAUAUUUUGUCUGUUAUUAGUGAAAUCUGACUUAAGUACUUCUUUAAUAAUUUAUUAUUAGCAAUAAAACAAGAAAGAAGACAGAUUUAUAUAAAAUAGUAAAUGAGCAAUAUAAGUACAGUCUUCUCCAGGUUAGGAACAAGAAUGUGAAUUACUUGUGUUUGAAUCAUCUGCUUAAUUUUUGUUCAAUUAUCAAUUAUUGACUUUUCAGCAGACCAUAAGGUUGAAGGGAGUUGUAUUAUCUUGAUGCAGUUUCCAGAAAUGUGUGACAGGUUCAACUCAGUCAAUCAGAUAUCAGAUAUCAAAUUUAGAAGUUUGGGAAAAGGUCCAAUGAAAACUGGGAAUAAAAGAGAGACGAAUACCUUUAUCAGGAAAACAAUGUUACACUGAGGUUAGAGUGGAAACAUGGGCCACACCACAUAUUUCAUAUUAUUGAUGUCUGCCAGAAGAGCAACUGUCGGGCAUUUUGAGAGUUCGCAUAGACAGUGUCUGGUAAAACUCAGAGUGGUUAUCUUUGCAGGGCUUUUAUACGUCAUACAUAUUUUGGAAAGUAAUUUUUGAGCAGAUUUGCUAUUAUCAAGAAAGUGUAAAUUAUAAAUGCCAAUCUAGAAAAUAUUAAUCUGAAAUCUUAUUGUAAAAAAAUUACCUUACUGAUUAAUUCACAUUGCAAGGGUAUUACAUAACAGGAAACACUGUGGAAACACUCACCAGCACUCCUGAAUGUCUGCUCAGAGGUGCAGAUGCUCUAAAAGCAGCUAAUGUAGCGCUGACCUACAAGCUUUAGUUGGAGUCAUAGACGACAGAGUCUGGUAAGAUCACUCUUGUUGUGCUGCAUGAAAACAGUUUAUUUUCUAAGUGAGUCUUCUGCUUGUUUAAAUUACAUUACUUAAGUUAAUUUAUCUGCCCCCCGCUAAAUCCUUAAAUGGCUUUACAGAUCUUUUGGAUGUGUGCAGUAAUGCGGGCUAAGAUCGGUAAACACACCUUAAAUUGAGAAACUCGUGAAGGUCCCCUUCAAGGUCUUGGGCUAAAACAUGACCCUGAAUAAGUUUCAGAAAUAAGCCUUGUCAUUAUCAAGAGAUAGAAAGAGGGAAAGAUAGAUAAGGUAAAUUGAAUAUGGUGCUGAAGUUUAGAUAACACCAAACACACUGUGGGUGUCGGUUUUUGCAUUCGUCACUGAGAGGGGGUUGCAUCGUUCCUGGAAGUACUGCAGUAUCAGGUCGAUGCCCCUAUUCCAAAAGGCCGAGAAGUGACACACACAUUCACAUUCAGUAAGACCUGAAUGUGAUAAGCAGUAAACCAUGACAUAAUCUGGUGUUAUUCUGGCCCUAGAGUAUUUACUCAGCUCAAAGGCUUUGUCUUGGACAUAAUGUAGUUUAAGGGAUUUUUGAAAGAGUGUAGUCUCAGACUGUCUUACAGUCUUAAUAAUGCAUACAAACAAGUUUUCAAAACUGUCAAUUCAGUUUCAAGUUCUCCUGAAAUGCCAAAAGGGAGAGAGAGGAGAACAAAACUCAGAAAGUAUGUUCAAUCACAGAAAGGCAGAGCUAGAGCAAAGACGCACCGCCCUCUCUUCUGCAGGAAAAACCAACUGUGAUAGAAAUAUGAGAAUAACUUCACAAAUAACUAGAGGACCUUGUCAGAGGAGGGGAGUGGUUUUAGUUUUGAUGUCCGCCUGGGGUGGUUUGGACUGGUUGCUCUUUGAUAGCGACGAGACACCCACGGUCCAAUCAAUAUUCAUCCAUUAAUGACUCGGAAAUAUUGGACAACAUGACAAACUGUGACAUCUCAUUAUAUUUGUAUUUUUAAAUACCGUAUGAAACAUGGAAUUCCCCCCAAGGUUACAUUCACUCUGUGUGAUUCAGCAUCAUGUUCAUAUGAUUUCUGGUUGUUUGGUUUGAAGGACAACAAGCUGAACAGAAAAAAAAACAAAAUGAAUGAAUAAUAUGCUAUGAAAUCUAGUUUUUAAGACUAAAGCUAGGUCAGCUUUAUGGUGAUCAAACAAGAAUGAUUGUUUUUUAAAAUAUAAUUCCAAUCUAUUGGCAAAGUGAGCAAUCACCUAAGCCCGUGCUCAGUAUUUACAACCCCAAUGUCUGUCAUUGGAUGCUGUGAGAAUCUGAUAAUAUGAAUACUUCUUUGGGAUAAAGUUACUCUUUUUACCAAAGAUGAAGCAGACUAAAACAAAAGAAAAAAAAGUCAUAAUUUUUUGUUCAUGAGGUUCAUAUUUAACGGGUGAUAACCAUAGACUGUAUAUAGAAUGGACAGAGUCUGCCUCCUCGCUGAGUGAAGCCACUCCAAGAACAGCACCCUCUGGUGACGGGCUGCAGUAUAGGUCAUAAGUCCCGCCCCCUCCAGCAAAGCUUAUGGAGCUGUGGACAAGCUUUAGAAAUUUAUUACACAAGACAUAAAUUUUUCUCCACCUGCUUGAGGUGUUGACAUGUAGUUACUGUAAGACUGGUUUGUGCUCAAGUCAUUUUUUUUCUGUGAAGCUCCGUUUUUAAAAGUUAUUAGGGGGUUCAUGUUUUCUAUGAUUGACAUCUGAUACAGCCUAUUGGCGUUCAGGGAUUGUGUAGCUCACCCGAGCGUUUGAACUGAGCGUCAUCACAGUGAGUCUUGCCGACUCUACUGCUGAAUGCACACAAUGCUACUGCGCAAUGCUGGUUUCAGGAAAUGAAGAAAAAAAUCAUGGAAAUACCGAGAGCUCUUUGGCUUCAAAUCCAUAUACAGGCGGGAGGCGGAACCAAGUUGUCCACACAGUCUAUGGUGAUAACCUGUUGCAGGCUGUGAUUAAAAAUGAAAUUUAAAAAUAUAUAUUUCCCCACAAUGAGAACGAAUCUUUAAAGUGUUAUGUCCAUUAGGAAGUGAUACCUUUAAUAAUAAGGGAAUAGCAGUGGUUUUAAUGAAUGUGGAUCCCUUCAGCCCUCUGCUGUGUUUGGCUGCGCCUAGACUAAGAGGAAAAAGGGUCUUUGAAAAGAUUAACCAUAAAGAUAAAAUGAUUUCUUCACAAAUAAGAAAAUAAAGUUUAAAAAGAUUUUGAAUUAUCUAGUCAAAGAUGAACGAAUGUAACUGACUGAGGAAUGAUGGUUGAUAUUAAUCCAGAAAUGCUGUUUGUGGGUGGACUGAGAGCAGCUGUUGUUCGGGGCCUUUUAUCCAGUGUAUCAGAAAUAUUCUCUAUCAUGCAGUACAAGUGAAUUCAUUCCUCCUGAAGCUGCCAGGUUAAAUACAGUGUCCCAUGAUGUAUAUCUAACAAACACACGUGAACACACGUGGCUCAUGUACACUCAGGAAGUGGGCGUGUCUCUGCAGUGGAUUUGUUAAAGGGGAUCAGUAAGUCAGUGGGAACAGUAACCAAACAAAUCGUGUUUAUUUAUACCUCGCUCUAAUCCGAAACCUUUGACCGCAGCUCACCUCUCACGCUGCUAAAAUGUAUCGCCUUUGACAGAUCAGCUCACUUUAUCUGCUCAACAUGCUGGGCUGACUGUGAACAGCUUAGGGAGUGCCAGUUUGAUGCUGCCAACAUGUGUUUAUUUGGGGUUUGUGUGUGUGUUUGCAUUUAGAAAUGUGUACAGGCAUGUGUGCCAAGCACAGGUGAAAGUGUCUGUCUUUAACUUUUGUGUUUUACCUCCAGGGGUGAAUGGCCAGACUGUGGAGAUGGAUGAUGGGAAAUGGGGCUAUGUUGGCUCAAAGGUGGAUCUCCGCUGUCGGUUCAUCAACAGCUCCCCGCCUGUCAAAAUCUCACAGGUAACACAAACACUGAUCCAUCUGAACGUAUGGAUUACACAAUAUCAUGACAUAAAAUCAAUCAGAACUCAUCUUUUAAAUCCAGAUAGAUCACCAUCAACACUGACAAUACUUGAAUGUACAAUGUUAGGUAUUAUGUGGGGUUUUAUACCACAUAGGGUUCUCGAUUUACCCUACUUUUUUGGGAUAAGCAGGCUCAACAACACCUGAAGUUCAGCUGAGAGAUGUACGGUAUCACCAAGCUGCUCAUGGUCUGUCUCUGUUGACUCAGACGUUCUGCUUUAGGCUCAGCGGGUGCUCAGAUGAAAGGGAUGUUUAGCUCGUUAUUUUACGCUUCUCCCGCACAUAAAAGGAAUGACUUCUGGCAGUUUACUUCAGUUGGACUGACGAUAAGAAGUAAUGGUGAAUAUAUAAAAACUAAUGCAGUGAUAAAGCAUUAGUAACCAGACCAGCUGUAAAGGCGAGAACUUCAAUCAGGUUGGACUCUCUCAUAUGAAUAAAAACAAACUCAGCCAAAAAGAGGUUAAUCGAUUAAUUGAUGUGAUUUAAUAAAUGAUAACCUAAAUAUGUUUUGGCACAUCAAUUUAAUCAUCCAUUUUUGGUUGCAAAACUUAAAGGGUUUAAUAUACAAUGUGGGAUUUUAAGGCCAAACAUAGAAAACGUAAUCCAAUCCAUUGUGUUGCGCUCUUAUAUUUGUUUUACUCUGUUUAAAAUCUGUAUAAAUAAGAAUUCAUGUUUACCUGGAGCAAAUAGGAGAAAAUGUGAUCAGGGUGACACCCAUCAGCAACAGAACUGAAUAAAAUUGAAAUAUCUGCAUAUUAUUUCCCCUGAUGUGAAUCAUAUGGCAUGUGUUACUGUAACAGUUUUGUUUCAUUCUGUGAAGUUAAAAAUGAGGAUUUACAAUUCCCAAAAGUUUCUCAACAGACCGAUUCACCCUUUAACUUUACUUCAUUUUAACCCUGUCCUCUCCAGUAAAUGAAUAAUAAUUACUGAUACAUCAAUGUUAAUAUAGCUUUACUUAAAGACUUAAUGAAAUUCAAGAGGGUCUAUAUGGAAACAUCUUUUUAUUCCUCCAUUGUCACACCGAUGCCACUGCCCAGAAAAAUGCUCAUUAUAGCACUGAGUGUUGUGUUUGGUGCUUUGUAACACAAGGUGAUAAAGGAAAGAUUGAAAUUCACAAGACAUAUAAGCCUGAGGGAACUAAAUGAAGUAGCUGAUAUUAUCACUUUGAGACAGCACAAGCUCACCAGCAAAUCAACCAUAUUAGCAGAGAAGCUAAGAUGAUCUGAGACCCCCCCCCCCCCCAAAAACAAAAAAAAAAAAAAAGAAAUAAAAUAAAUAAAUAUAUAAAAUAAAUAAAUUGAUAAAUAAUGCAUAGGUAUGAAUAAAAUGCUAGGCAUAUGUUUACCUUUUUUCAUGCCUGAUGUCCGCACCAUCAUUUAGUCAGGCAUAUAGGGGAAAAAACAUUGCUGCGCCUGACUGGACUCAGUGUGGUGUUUGACCGCUGUUGCUCAUCUGUAUCACAUUAAAUCCUCUGGAUUUUCCAGCACGCUUCCUAAUCCUUGACACAGAAAACAGUUACCUAGAAACACAGAAAAUGUCUUUUUUCAGUUCAACAUGAUUAAUACAUCGUAAUUACAUGGUACUUUAAGUUUGCAUAUUUUUAAAGUUAAUAAAAAACUUUAUUUGUUGAACACAUACCCAGUUGGCUGAAACCUACUUUUACUGAUAUAUUGCUGCAAAUGGUGUAAAAAUGACCCCCUUUGAGUUAAUUCAGCAUAUUUUAGGCUGUUCAAAGAAGAGGUGAUGCAUCAACAUGGUAGACAUGCCUCCGGCCAAAUUUUUGUGAAAUGUGUUGGAAGUACCUAUGGAGCCCCUCUGGCGACAUUUGAGGAGACAAUAACGGAUCGCCCCUUGAUAUUAAUUUAUUUCAUUUUUCCUGCAGAUUAAAACAACUUCAGUUUUGAGCUAUGUGUGUGUGUGCGCAUAAACACAAGCACUCACACAAUCAAAAGCUAUGUAUAGCAUAAUCCUCCAACAGUACCACUACUACUGUCAAUCAGAUUUUAAUACAAAGUACCCUGAUUCAUACUGUAACAGAGCGUGACUACGUGGUCAAGAGGAAAACCAUAAAUAUCUACAGCCUGGCACUCUGAAUGUUAUUUCACUCAGAAUCCUGUCCGAUGCUGGGUUUUGAUUAUUUUUGAAAAAAACCUUAAAAUAACUUCUGAGAGAGUGAUUACAGUUAUUACAUUCAGUGAUAACAUCACAUGGGAGGAAAAACAGGUUAUCUACCACUGAGUGUGUACAACGUGUUAUGUCUCAACCUGACUCUCAUGCAAAUUCACAAGCGUCACACUGAUGACUUUUCAAACUAAACUGAUUUUCAUUUCUGUUGGGAAAUGCUCUAAACAUUUGCUCUGAGCUGCAUUACUGCUCAACUUUGAAGUUACUUUGAGUAUGAUGAUUGCUCACUCUGACUAUUGAAUGGAGUCAAUUUGAGCUUUUCAUUUGAGUGGAGUUAGAGAAAAUAUGCAGUUUUUGUUUUUAAAGAAAUGUAAUUUCUUGUGUACUGAAAUGUUUUGAAAUCUCCAGGCAAAUAUCAGGAAAUAAAGGUUGAAACAGACUGUAAAAACAGGCAACCACUGACACUCUUAUCUGUACCUGAUGGAAAUUUAAGGUCACCAAUGGGUUCUGCCGUGACACCUGGCCUGACUUAACAUUUCACAUGUUGGUUUCUUGUCGUUUUUCUCACCUGCACUAUCUAAAGCUUUCAUUUUUUCCUCUUUGCUCUCUUCAGGUGACAUGGCAGAAACUUGUGAAUGGCACCAAGCAAAACGUGGCCAUUGCAAACCCCUCCCUUGGGGUAUCUGUAGCCCCACCCUACAGGGACCGCGUGGCCUUCAAAAAUGGAGCAGUUAGGAGGAGAACACCGAACUUAGAGGACACCACCAUCAUCUUCUCUUCACUGCGCCUCUCUGACGAGUGCACCUACAUCUGUGAAUACACCACAUUUCCUGCAGGGAACCGAGAAAACUCUGUGAACCUCACUGUCUUUGGUAAGGCAUAUGUUUGAUGAUCUGGCCCUCAAGUCGAAUGUUACUUAGUUAGUUUAUGUUGGUAAAGCCUCUCCUUGCUUUGGCUUUAUGUUUAGUUGUUCAUAUAUGUGAGGGACCUGCACCAUCUAACUCGUAACAUUAAGACAAAUGUCUCAGUGGGAAUAUCUGCUUAAGGUGUUAAAUUCCUCAUCAUUCCUCAUUUGUCUAUUUUUGUUUCCUAAGUUCGCCCAACGACACAGAUGAGUCUGUCCACGCCGACACUGGUGGCUCGCUCCUCCAAUCUUAAAACACCUGUAGCCACCUGUGUUUCAGCCAAUGGAAAACCACCCGGCACCAUCAGGUGUGUGUGUUUAUGUGUUAAAUGUGUUUAUUAGUGAAGGUAAAGAUGUGUUGGUCUUGCUCUAAACCUCCCUGUGUUGUAACAUUGAUUUCUUGUUGAUGUGAGCAGGUGGGAGACAAGGGUGCCUGGAGAAGUGACCACCAGAGAGUACAGAAACUCAGACGGGACAUUCACGGUUCAAAGUGAUUACAUUUUGGUGCCCAGCAGAGAAACACACAAGGAAACCCUCACGUGUGUGACCUCGUAUAAUGAGGAGGUCUUCACUGACAGCGUCACUUUAGAUAUUCAGUGUAAGUCUAUUUUUCUGAUGACAAUAAUAAUACAGGCUUAACCAAGUUCAACAUCUAAUUUUUACAAAAAUAUAUCUUUGUUCCAGAUGAACCCGAUGUUUUGAUAGAGGGAUUUGAUGGAAACUGGUACCUGAACCGAGAGAACGUCCAGCUGAGCUGCCAAGCUGAUGCCAACCCAGCCGUCUCCCUGUAUCAGUGGAGACUGUAAGUACAUCUACAUUUGUGUGUGUUUCACUCAAACCAAGAAUCAAAAAGGAAACCACAGUGAGUGCUACAAUGGGUUCAGCAGAGCGCUGUCAAAAAGGAUAUUUAAUUCAGAAGGGUUUCUUUAAAAAUGCAAAGUCUCUCCUGCUCUGUAUUUUCAAAUAAAGAUAUUCACCAUGUUCACCAUGUUUACAGCAGUUGGUUAACAUUGUGUAUUUCUCUAAAUCAAGUUUCUCCUCCUUAUUCAUCAGUGUUAAUAGCACGUUACCAGCCAAUACUGAGAUCCGAGACAACGUCCUUCUAUUUAAAGGGCCGGUCACAUAUGAUGUGCAAGGAACAUAUGUUUGUGAUGCAACCAACAGCAUUGGGACACGAUCAGGCUCCGUGGAGGUCAGCAUUAUAGGUACGUUUACUUGGACUCUGAGAUCAGUAAUGAAAGAAAAUACUUCUAUUGGUUUUAUUGAUGUUUAAAAAAAAAUACUGUAAAUCUGCUAAAAAGAGGAAGGGCCUUUUAAAAUGUUUAACAUGUGUUUUUAUUCUCUCCCUGCAGAAAAGCCACUACCACAAAUUGCAACAGGUGACGUCAUCAGUGUCAUCGCCCUAUUGUUGGCUGCUGGAGUGCUCAUGGGCAUUACUAUCACAGUCCUAGUGCUCAAAAUAAGAAGCAGAAAAGAUGACUCUUCGUACGUACACAGUCCGGUACUUCACAUGCCUGCUGUUCCACUAUCUUUCUUAAUAUUCUGAAUUACUGUUCUUAUCUUUUAUUGUCUUUCCCCUUUGAAUCAGAAACGACUCACCAUCCAGAAAGCUGUCCCAGCCGAUAAGAAAGAGACCAGCAGAUGACAUUCAGGUAUCUUUCAAAUGUCACAUGUUCACAGAGUUGCCAGUGUGCACUAGUGCAUUAGCGCAUCAAAAACUGCCAGAGCCAAAGAGCUGUAUUCCCCAAGUAGCUCCUAAUACGCCAAGUUAGACCUGGUUACAGCCAGUAAUCUGCUGCUGCAGGUCAUAGGUUUGAUGGUGUUGGCAAGUCUAAAUGGGAAUGAGCUAAACCACAUUUCCACGGCUGCCAUCAAAUAAGAACUAAAUCGUCUCUUGCAAGUAGAAUAUCCUGAUAAUAAUGAUAAUAACGGAUGAGACUGGCUCUCUCUCCCCCAUUCUGAGUGCUGAAAAUUAAAGUUUGUGUAAUCUCAGGGUCACUGUAUGAUUAAAUCUGUCAUUAAAUUACAUACCAGUGUGUUUCAAGUAGAGAUUUUUUAACCUAACUCAAAUACUGAUGUCCGUCUACUUAUUGAGACAGAAAACUUGAAAUUGAUACAGUGCCGUGUAAAAGACUUAAAGUGUGUAAGAUGGGAUCAUGUUGGACUUAAGCCACAGAGGACGCACCUGGUACUAUUUUUAAGUUGUUUUGGUGAUAUUGAGUUUUAUCAUUCGUAAAUGUCAUUUUAAUUUAAAGUAAUUUCAAGGUGGGAAGAUCAUAGGGUCAUUAAGUGGUUAUAUUUGCUUGUACUUAAAUUAUGAUUCAUGAAUGUGUAUUUUAGACAUUAGCAGAUUCUACAAUAGCCCUGACCUGUAAGGGAUCAGGAAGAAAUGGAGCAGAUACAAAAUGGAGGAAACCUUGAAAAUAAACUGUGAUAUUUUGGCUGUUUUGCUUCUUUCUCCUUUUCUCCUUCCCUUGUGUAUUCAGUGACAAAUGAAGAGGUAAUUAAAGUUUAUAACUUUAUAAAGUUUAUAAUAUCUAUAACAAGCUGCCACCUUUAACUAGAGUGAGACAGAAUUCUGCUUCUCCACUGUCUAGCCUGACCAGGUGUCAAAUAUAAUGCAUUUACUUUCAGCUGUACAACUUUUGGGGAAUCUACACCUGUAUCCAUUUUCUAGGAAAUUGUUGUGUGCUUCCCUUUUUUGUUGCUGGGCAAAUAUUUCCUUUUUCCAGCCUGUUACAUUAACUUGAAAAUGGCAGGAAAGCCUCACCUAAUAAGCUUCACUAAUAAUUCACUUAACAAUAAUGGCAGAGAAAUAAUGAGAGUCGAACAUUUAAAAAAACUACUCAAGAAAGUAAAGUAUUUUGUCUAAUCAUUGUACAGUAAGAAUGUAAGUGUAUUGUUUCUCAUAGUUAACCGUCUUAUUUAUACGUCUGCCAUGUCUUCACAGCACUCAGGAAGGUUUUAUGAAGAGCUUCCAAACACAGCGGACUACGUGAGCUACAGACUGGCCUGUAACAAGGAGGACUACCCUGAACCCUACUCUCCUCCCAUCAACCCUCCUCUCUCAUUUCUGCCACAGCACCCUUACCAAUCCUCACAUACAACCCCUGCAACUAGCAGCAGCAGCAGCAACAACACCAUGUCCAAAAACACCUUUUCUCCCCCUCCCCCACACACUACGGCCAUCUUUAAAUACCCCUCGGUACCGGGCCUGUCCUCCCCUCCCCCCGGUGUGGCGGCGUAUACUUUUCCCAAAGAGCAGUACGUCUGAACCAGGACUUCAUUUGUCACAAACUCAAACUGCUUCCACGAGGACAAAUGAAACACUCAGAUUUUUUACCCAAACCUUUCCGAGAAGGAGAAUUUUUUUUUACCCUAAGCUAUCAGGCAGUGUCUGAACCUUUGUGGACAAUUCUGGAAGGUUAAGGGUCGAUGCAGUUUUUUUGGUGGACUUUGAAUCAAGUCACAUUUUAAAAUGUGUUCUCUGUUUUGUCCUGUCUUUUAUUGUAUAACCUGUUCUAUGAAAAGGGGAGUUUGUUGGACUAAUUUUCGGAUAAGUUGUAGGAUAGAGAGAGGUCAAGUUAAAAAUGAUUUAAUGCCAUUUGAAAAAUGCAUAUUCGACAGAUGGACUACAUUUGAUUUGCAAACGCUUCUGAUUUAGGAUUACCUCUUGAUGCCUGAUGUGAUUGGCCCCUGACUUUACCUGGUAUUGUAUAAUUUUGUAUAAAAAAGGAAAUGAAAGAAAAGAAUGAGGAUUUCCUACUUAAUCUCUGAGACCCAUUUUCUUUAUCCUGCAUCGUACACACGGACAACCCUUUUACUGUAGAACAGCGGAACUCACCUUUUGGUUUACCUCCUGCUCAGAUGAAAAACUUUUACUGUGUUUGUAUUUUAUAUAAUAUAUGUUUGUUUUUUUUCUUUGCAAUGAACAAUAAGCACAUUUUUAUGUACUCAAGAAAUGUUAUUGUUUAUGAAUUCUGUGUUUUAUUUGUGUGGUAUUAGUGGGUUUUAGUAUUCAUUGACACUGGUUGUUGGAUGAGCCUUGAAUUUUUAGCAUUUCAAUAAAAAAUGAUCAUGGUAACUUGUCAAAGUUGACUGAAAAUGAUAAAACCCUACUGACUUUCUUAUAACACUUUCUUCAAAUAGUCUCAUCAUACAUUGCAUUAAAAAUCAAAAGCCAGCUCUGA
Molecule: messenger RNA, 17827 nt
Organism: Xyrichtys novacula (pearly razorfish)
Lineage: Eukaryota; Metazoa; Chordata; Actinopteri; Labriformes; Labridae
Source: the annotation of a GenBank genome assembly